UCCAUCUAAUCUGAUCGUCAAGUUGCCAAGCACUAUGAAUUGCCGUGGGCAUAAUGAUCACAAAGCUCUGAAUUUUCACAUAGUUUUGGUAUUGCGGUCCCACACCUCCUCCUCCUAUACAUACUCACUACCCGCUCAAAGUGUUGCAUACAUCUCAGCUUCAAGCAGGCCACGAGCACACCUGCUAACCAAACAUUUGCAGCCAUCUAGCUUGACCUAAGCAGCUAGGUUGGUAGCUAGCAUGGCGUACAGAGUGCUGGAGGUGACCCUCCAGUCGGCCAAGAACCUCAAGAACGUCAACCUCAUGUCGCGCCUCGAGGUGUACGCCGUGGCCACCAUCUCCGGCGACCCCAUGACGCGCCAGUGCACCCCGCCGGACCCCUACGGCGGCCGCCACCCGACAUGGAACACCACGCUCCGCUUCACCGUCCCGCCGACCGCCGCCGCCGGCGCCAGCGGCUGCCUCCACGUGCUCCUCCGCACCGAGCGCUCCCUCGGCGACCGCGACGUCGGCGAGGUCAUCGUCCCGCUCACCGAGAUCCUCGGCCUCGGCGGCGCCUGCCGCGACCCGCGCGACCUCGGGCCCCGCCCGCCGCAGUUCGCCGUCUACCACGUCCGCAGGGUGCACCGCCCCGCCGACACCUACGGCGUGCUCUACCUCUCCUACCGCCUCGGCGGCGUCGUCCUGCCGCAGCCCCAUCACCCUCAUGUUCCGCACGGCCCGCACCACGUGGUCGCCGCCCACGAAGACCACGCCGCUGCCGCCCACCAAGACCACCACCACCACGUCGUCGCGUACCCGGUGGCGCGGCCGCCGUUCCAUCCUCAUCAGCAGUACGCUUACAUGCCGGCCCCGGCGCUGAUGCCGCCGCCGCCGUCCUCCGCGCUGCAAGCUUCCUCCGGUGGGCACAUGUCGUCCUCGCCGCCGUCUCCACGGGGUUACGGCGGGCAUAUGGCGGCCCUACCGCCGCCGCUUCCAAAAGCCUACGGGCACCUGUCGAUGCCUCCGCCACCGCCGCUGCAAGCUUCUGGGAACACGGCGACGCCUCAAAAACCGGCUGCCGGAUACGCAGCUUCCUCGCCCUGGACGAACACGAGGAAUAAUCACGGCAGCGCGGACUUCGGCAUGGGCCUGAGCGCCGGGCUUGUCGGCGGCGCCAUCGGCGGGAUGAUGGCCGGCGACAUGAUGUCGGACGCCGCGGCGUACAACGCCGGGUACAGGGCCGGGAUGGCCCGCGAGUGGAGCGGCGUCCGCCAGCAGAUCUACUAGGCUAGCCCGCCAGCAGAUCCAGUUGAUCAUCAGUGUAUAUUAAGCUCAAUAAAGUUGAUUUGAUUUACUACUACUCAAAAUACCUCCGUAACUUCAUUCACUUUUGCUUCGGUACACACCAUCGUAUACCCACCUCAUAUUACAUACGUAUGGUAACCUGUACUGUAUAAUACGAGGUGGGUAUAUGUUUUUCUUUGUACUUUUUGUGUGGGUAUCCAAGCCACCUCAACUUUAUUUUAGGGAUCAUUAGAAAAUAUCAGUACAAAUGCCCGUGCGUUGCACCGGACAAAAUAAACAUAACCAGAUUCAUGUCAUUCUGCAUCAUUUUUUAUAUCCGAUUUUACUGAAGUCUAUGAUAAAGUUAAACUUGCAGAUUUUCUUAUUUUUAAUAAAAGUUAAUGUUUCCAUAAAGAUUGGAACACUUUCUAAAUAUAGUUUAAUUUUUAAGAAACUGGAACAUUUCUUUAAAAAGAGCAUUUUUAAACAUAUUUUGCUUAUGUUCGACAUUGACAAACAUUACAGCAAGUAUUAUUUCUAUAGACAUGCCUAUAAAAUUUUGACUAAAAGGAAAAAUAUAAAUAGGUACAUUCAAGAACAAAGGAACCACAGUGUUCCAAGUUCAAAAAAAAAAACCAUUGAACAGAUGGCAACGAGUAUAUAUACCAAAACAAAAAAAUGAACGA
Molecule: messenger RNA, 1953 nt
Organism: Hordeum vulgare subsp. vulgare (domesticated barley)
Lineage: Eukaryota; Viridiplantae; Streptophyta; Magnoliopsida; Poales; Poaceae
Product: protein SRC2-like
Exons: 1
Coding region: 242-1270 (342 amino acids)
Biological process (GO): defense response
Source: RefSeq, a predicted model, not a curated record